Molecule: messenger RNA, 2172 nt
Organism: Sphenostylis stenocarpa
Lineage: Eukaryota; Viridiplantae; Streptophyta; Magnoliopsida; Fabales; Fabaceae
Source: the annotation of a GenBank genome assembly
AUGUUCUUCAAUGGAAAGCGCGUGGCACCUCCAAAGCCGCUAUUUGAGUCUGUUCAACGAUUCCAGAGAGUAUCGCAAUCAAUUUCUUCUCAGUCCCGUUUCGGUGAACUUCGACUUCGUGCUAUCGACAUUGCCGCGCGACACGAGGAAAAGAAAAUGUCCCUGGUUGAAGAGCCUCUGUAUCCCAUAGCAGUGCUUAUAGAUGAACUGAAAAAUGAUGACAUUCAGCUGCGAUUGAACUCAAUUAGGAAGCUAUCUACGAUUGCCCGGGCUCUCGGGGAGGAGCGAACGCGUAGGGAGUUGAUACCGUUUUUGGGUGAGAAUAAUGAUGAUGAUGAUGAGGUACUUCUUGCUAUGGCGGAAGAGUUGGGCGUGUUUGUUCCUUUUGUUGGGGGAGUGGAACAUGCUCAUGUGUUGCUCCCGCCUUUGGAGACGCUUUGCACUGUUGAAGAAACUUGUGUGAGAGAUAAGGCUGGGGAAUCACUUUGUAGGAUUGGAUCACAAAUGAGGGAAAGUGAUUUGGUUGAGUAUUUCAUCCCUUUGGUGAAGAGGUUGGCAGCAGGUGAAUGGUUCACUGCUCGGGUAUCAGCAUGUGGUCUAUUUCAUAUUGCUUACCCUAGUGCACCAGAAAUGUCAAAGACAGAGUUGAGAUCAAUAUACAAUCUGUUGUGUCAAGAUGACAUGCCUAUGGUUAGAAGAUCUGCUGCAUCAAAUCUUGGGAAGUUUGCUGCAACUGUUGAAUACACUCAUUUGAAGGCAGACACUAUUUUUAAACAUGGUUCAGAUCAAGAUUCAGUUAGAUUGUUGGCUGUGGAGGGUUGUGCUGCACUUGGGAAGCUACUGGAGCCACAAGAUUGUGUCACACAUAUACUACCGGUUAUUGUCAACUUCUCACAGGAUAAGUCGUGGCGAGUGCGAUACAUGGUUGCAAAUCAAUUGUAUGAGCUUUGUGAGGCUGUAGGCCCUGAACCAACCAGAACCGAAUUGGUCCCUGCCUAUGUGCGGUUGCUUCGAGACAAUGAAGCAGAAGUACGGAUUGCUGCUGCUGGGAAAGUGACCAAGUUUUGCAGGAUUUUAAAUCCAGAUCUUUCAAUUCAGCAUAUUCUUCCUUGUGUGAAGGAACUGUCAACGGAUUCUUCACAGCAUGUUCGCUCUGCCUUGGCUUCAGUGAUAAUGGGAAUGGCUCCAGUUUUAGGAAAGGAUGCAACAAUUGAGCAGCUUCUUCCUAUUUUCCUCUCCCUUUUGAAGGAUGAAUUUCCUGAUGUGCGCCUCAAUAUUAUAAGCAAGCUUGAUCAAGUGAAUCAGGUUAUUGGAAUUGAUUUGUUAUCACAAUCUUUGUUACCAGCCAUUGUUGAGCUUGCUGAGGAUAGGCAUUGGAGGGUUCGGCUUGCAAUAAUAGAAUAUAUACCCUUAUUGGCAAGUCAAUUGGGUGUUGGGUUUUUUGAUGACAAGCUUGGUGCUCUUUGUAUGCAGUGGUUACAGGACAAGGUUCAUUCCAUUCGGGAGGCAGCAGCUAACAACUUGAAGCGCCUAGCUGAAGAAUUUGGUCCUGAGUGGGCAAUGCAACACAUAAUUCCACAGAUUUUGCAGCCUAUGACAGAAAUAGCACAGAACAGAGACUGUUACUGUCAUAACUGCUAUGGUAAAACUUUAUGCCAUUCCACCUUGAGAAACCUGCAACGCGAUUGUCCUAUGGUGGUGCUUUACUGCAAUUUGGCGAUGCCAUGGCCUGGUUCUGAUGAUAAUGGUACUGGAAUAACAUAUGACGCUCGAGUCCGAUAUCCAUUUCAGUCCAAGCUUUCUUCAGUUCUGUUCUCUGUUAAGUCUUUUUUUUCCAGUUCCAAUGUACUGGAGAUGAUUAGCAAUUCACAUUAUUUAUAUCGAAUGACCAUACUUCAUUCCAUCUCUCUGCUUGCUCCUGUGAUGGGCCCUGAAAUCACUUGUUCAAAAUUGUUGCCUGUUGUUAUUACUGCAUCUAAAGACAGAGUGCCCAACAUUAAGUUCAAUGUGGCUAAGGUCUUGGAGUCAAUCUUCCCCAUUGUGGAUCAAUCUGUUGUGGAAAAGACCAUCCGACCUAGUCUGGUUGAGCUCAGUGAGGAUCCCGAUGUUGAUGUAAGAUUUUUUUCCAAUCAAGCACUUCAGGCUAUUGAUCAUGUCAUGAUGUCUAGCUAG